This is a messenger RNA of Hemisphaericaspora subhashii, 1749 nucleotides long. RefSeq lists its product as uncharacterized. The record is from RefSeq and is a predicted model, not a curated record. Gene Ontology annotation, molecular function: zinc ion binding; nucleic acid binding. The transcript has a single exon. Gene Ontology annotation, cellular component: cytoplasm. Bases 1 to 1749 code for a protein of 582 amino acids. NCBI's taxonomy places the organism in Eukaryota, Fungi, Ascomycota, Pichiomycetes, Serinales, Debaryomycetaceae.
AUGAACAACCAUCAUCAUACAAGGACCCCACAAGAAAGUAUGAAGACAUGUUACUAUGAACUCCUAGGUGUAGAAUCCACCGCCACCGACCAAGAACUCAAAAAAGCGUAUCGUCGAAAAGCCCUCCAAUUACACCCUGACAAAAACCCUGACAACCCCGACGAAGCCCAUCAUCAAUUCUCCCUGAUCCGUGCUGCCUAUGAAGUCCUUAGUGACCCACAGGAAAGAUCAUGGUAUGAUUCUCAUAAAUCGCUGAUCUUGAAUGAAGACAAUGAGGAGGAUUAUGUGGAUACUGGAGACUCCCAUAUUCCAAGCAUUUCGACCGAAGAAAUCUAUCGAUUUUUUAAUCCUUCGUUGUUUGAAAAAUAUGAUGAUAGUAUAAAUGGAUUCUAUGUUGUUGCCGGGAGGUUAUUUGAGAGAUUGGCGAGGGAAGAGAUCCAACAUGGGAAAUAUCAACAAAUUCCUGAAUAUAUGAAAUAUCGUGAUGAUGAUAAUAAUGUGAAUGUAUUAGAUCCAGAAUUGUUGAAAUUCCCGUUGUUUGGCAAUAGUAAAGCCCUGUAUGUGGAUCAAGUUCGGGUGUUUUAUAAUGUCUGGGGUGGGUUUAGUACUGUGAAAUCAUUUGCUUGGAGAGAUGAAUAUCGAUAUUCAACUGCUCCUGAUAGAAGAACUAGAAGAUUGAUGGAAAAAGAGAAUAAGAAAUUACGAGAUGCGGCAAGAAAGGAAUACAAUGAGGUCAUAAAGAAAUUUGUGGCAUUUAUCAAAAGGAGAGACCCAAGGUUUAAAGCUGGUCAAGAGGAAUAUGAAAAACAAAGAAAGAAGAAACAAAUGGAAGAAUAUCAGGCACAAUUGAAACAACAAGCCAUGGAGAAAUUGAAACAUUCAACUGAAUUUCAAGAACAAGAUUGGCAAAAAUUGACAAAUGAUGAAUUGGAGGAUGUGGAGGCGUUGUUGAAGGAAGAAUAUGAUAUAAGUUCAGAUUCAGAAUUUGAUGAGUUUGAAGAUGGUGAAGAAGAAUUAGAGGUUCAUGAGUAUGAAUGUAUUAUAUGUGAUAAAUAUUUCAAGAAUGAACAACAGUUUGAGAUUCAUGAGGCAUCGAAGAAGCAUAAAAAAGCGUUGAGGCAGAUGCAAUGGGAAAUGAGAAAGGAAGGAAUAGAUUUGGGAAUAGACAAAGAUGAUAUCGAUUUGGAUGAGUUUGAAACAGCAUCGAGUGGAUUACUGGAGGAUGAAGAAUUCGAGGAACUUGACCGAGAAGAACUGGGGGAGUCCGAUCUCGAGGACCAAGAUAAAGAUCUUGAAGAGGAACUACAAAAAAUGGAGGAGCAGUUGAAAGAUAUCGAAAUUUCACAAGACGUGGAAGUGGAUGAUGAAAUCGAUAGCGAAGAUGACAAUGCAUACAUACCCAUGCCCAAGAAAGCUUCAGAACCUGUUGAACAAAUUGACGAGGAUCUAUUGCGAUUUAUGGAACGUAGCAAAAUCGACGACGAUAGUGAAGACGAUUGGGGAAUUGACCCUAAGAAAUCCAAAAAGAAAAAGAAUAAAAAGGUAUCAAGAGAGGCAACUCCAAAAGCUCCCACCCAAUCUCCAGCCCCAGAACCAAAAUCAAACUCACCAAUUAUCACCGGACCUGAAAAGUGUGCUGUGUGUGAUCUGUCGUUCCAAACAAGAAACCAACUAUUCAAACACAUCAAAUCCACCGGCCAUGCUGCACCACCAACCAAAGUCAAAAAGAAGAAACCAAAACGUAAAUAG